Molecule: messenger RNA, 2120 nt
Organism: Uranotaenia lowii
Lineage: Eukaryota; Metazoa; Arthropoda; Insecta; Diptera; Culicidae
Product: modifier of mdg4-like
Exons: 6
Coding region: 260-1885 (541 amino acids)
Biological process (GO): regulation of transcription by RNA polymerase II
Cellular component (GO): nucleus
Molecular function (GO): protein binding; DNA binding
Source: RefSeq, a predicted model, not a curated record
GAGUUGGAUUUCAUUCACGAACAGACAGUGCCAGCGAGAGGACGUACUUUGCGUAACGUCCUCGCCAAAAGAGAAAAUAAAAGAAUCAAAUCAAUUUGUGCUUCAAGUGACGGCGUCAUCUGUCCAAGAAGUGUUGGUGUAAAGCGUAUAAACAGUGAAUAGUGCAAGUCUAGCCGUGAAUAUUUUAACUUUUCAUUGAGACUGCAGCAAAACGCCUGCAGCACUGUGAAGUAGGUCACAAAAACGCGCGCGCCACAAGAUGGCGGACGACGAGCAAUUUUCCUUGUGUUGGAACAAUUUCAACACAAAUCUCUCGGCUGGAUUCCAUGAAUCCCUCAUCCGGGGCGACCUGGUGGACGUAACGUUGGCCGCCGAGGGCCAACUAGUUAAGGCACAUAGACUCAUCCUUUCAGUAUGCUCACCGUAUUUCCGGAAGAUGUUCACCCAGAUGCCGGCCAACCAGCACGCAUUCAUCUUUCUGAAGGACGUAAGUCAUUCGGCCCUGAAGGAUCUCAUCCAGUUUAUGUACUGCGGGGAGGUAAACGUGAAGCAGGAUGCUCUGCCGGCGUUUAUCAGUACAGCGGAAGCGCUACAAAUUAAAGGACUGACUGAAUCGGGAGAAAGCGCACCCCCACAUCAAUCACCCGCCAAAGAAACCUCCCAUCACAUAGUAUCGAGUAUGGUCAGCAUUCCAUCGAAUGCAUCCUCUCCCCGGGCGAAACCCAUCCAGAGGACGCGAAUCCAGUCGUACAAACCCGACUCGGAGGACGGAAGCGACCACGAGAAGAUAGUACAAAUCCAAGCCCAAUCCACCCCGAUCGUCGCAGCAAGCAGUAGCAGUAGUGGCCAAAGUGCAACCAUCGUCACCACCCAAGUCACCGCCGCCCCGCAACAGAUUCAGAUUCUGCAGCAGACAGCUCAGAAAAGAACGAUUACGCAACGAGCCUCGAUUACCCCGCAAACGACCCAGAUCAUGAAACGAGCUAAACUGUCCGACCCGUUGGAAGCCACGGAACCGACUCAGAUCCAAACGGUGCAAAUUGUCAAACAAAUCACGCCGACGCCCCAGCCAUCGAUCAGCUCUGAACCGGAAUAUGUCGAAAUGCCUAUCGAAACGAUCAACCCUAAGGCAGAACCGGAAUAUGCUGAUGAUCCAUCGGAAGUCGAGGCUAUCGAUACGGAACACGAACAGGAACAGGCUCUAGCGGAACACGAAACAGACCAUGACCAGGGCGCGGAUGAUUCUGCAAACUAUGUGGAAGACGAAACGUAUGGUGACAUGAGCAAAUAUGACGAAACUUACUUUACCGAGGGUGACGAUGCUAAGGCCGGGGCCUCUGGAUUUGGCACGGAAUCAUACACGGAGGGAACAUCGACAGACCAGGCCGCACAAGCAACGACGCCCACGAGAAAUGACUACCGCAACAAUCCAUCUGAAUUUGAGCUGGCGGAACCAUUGACACCAUGGGUUUUUUCUUCAACCAGCCACCGUAAAAUCAAUCAGGUCGCUCAACCGAUAGAAUCAGUGCCUUUCCCCGUUGAACCAUCGAAAAAACAAACCCGAGCUUCAAAAAAAUCAACCAUGAAAAAGGGCCGAUCAACUUCGUUUCUAGAUAUGGAGGCCAUCGUUGCGAAAGAGACAGGGCAUACCAUGGUUAUGGUACCGACUCGCCGGGGCCCAGUUGGGGUCGAAUUCGAUGGCCAUCAUUUCGAGUACCACUAUGGCAAACAAUCGCACAAACUGUACCGCUGCGCCUGGCACUCCCAGCUUAAUUGUCCCGCCCAGGUGUUGGCCUUCGAUCGCAAGGUCUACGUCGUCUGCGAGGAACACUCGCACCGAGAGUCUUCAACACUGGAUGCGCAUGUGCUGGGCAAACAAAUCUAGCGCUUUAAGUUGUAAUGUUUUCCAAGCUAUAAAUUAUCCUUUAAAACAUAGUUAUUCAAAGCAUAAGAUUUGAAGAUUUGCAAUCAUUAUUAAUUUGAAGAUCAUUUAUUCAAAAAAGAAUGAGCUCGAAAGACUGAGCGAUUUCGGAAAAUACAACAAAAACGGCCUUACAAAUUUGAAAAUAACACUCUAAGAACCUUAACUGUACGAAUGAUUAAUAAAAAGUUAAUUGAUA